AUGUCACAAUCAUUACGUCCAUAUUUAACAGCAGUGCGCUAUUCACUUGAAGCAGCCUUGACUUUAAGUAAUUUUUCAUCACAAGAAGUUGAAAGACAUAAUAGACCAGAGAUUGAAGUUGGCAACACAAGUGCUGAGUUGUUAUUACAACCUAUGCAUGUUUCGCGUAACGAGAAUGAACAAGUUCUAAUUGAGACCAGUGUCAAUUCCGUUCGUGUUAACAUCAAGGUCAAGCAAGCAGAUGAAAUUGAACAGAUAUUGGUACAUAAGUUCACGAGAUUUUUGGAACAGCGUGCAGAAUCGUUUCAUAUUCUGAGACGUACACCAAUUGCAGGAUACAGUAUUUCAUUUUUAAUCACCAACAAGCAUACAGAGACCAUGAAGACCAGCAAACUAGUUGAUUUUAUAAUUGAGUUUAUGGAAGAAGUAGACAAAGAGAUCAGUGAAAUGAAAUUGUUUUUGAAUGCAAGGGCUAGAUUUGUAGCAGAGGCAUAUUUAGGGGAGUUUGUAUACUAG
Vanderwaltozyma polyspora DSM 70294 is the source of this 516-nucleotide messenger RNA. RefSeq names its product Arc19p (gene ARC19). The record is from RefSeq and is a predicted model, not a curated record. Gene Ontology annotation, biological process: Arp2/3 complex-mediated actin nucleation; actin filament polymerization. Gene Ontology annotation, molecular function: actin filament binding. Lineage: Eukaryota; Fungi; Ascomycota; Saccharomycetes; Saccharomycetales; Saccharomycetaceae. The coding region runs from base 1 to 516 and encodes 171 amino acids. Gene Ontology annotation, cellular component: actin cytoskeleton; Arp2/3 protein complex. The transcript has a single exon.